Molecule: messenger RNA, 1583 nt
Organism: Cuscuta europaea
Lineage: Eukaryota; Viridiplantae; Streptophyta; Magnoliopsida; Solanales; Convolvulaceae
Source: the annotation of a GenBank genome assembly
CAAUCAAGAGCACUAAAUGGUCCCCUAGGCCACGAAUAAUAAUGGAAUAACAAGCUUUCACAUAAGUGGUGGUGAGAGGAAUAAGCAUCCAUGGCACCUCCUUCAACUCCUACACUAGUGGCGCCCAUAGACCUGAAAAAGAAGCCACAUGAACAGGUGCCGCCGCUGCACAACCGCUGGCAUCCUGAUAUACCACCGGUGGCAGAGGUUGAAACGGGGCAGCUUUUCAGGGUGGAGAUGGUUGACUGGACCGGCGGCGCAAUUCAAGAUAAUAACGACGCAAUUGAUGUCAAGACCUUAAACCUCUCAACGGUGCACUAUCUAAGUGGACCAAUCAGAUUGGUAGACAGUGAUGGAAUCCCAGCAAAGGCAGGUGACCUUCUUGCUGUAGAAAUAUGCAACCUGGGACCUCUACCUGGGGAUGAAUGGGGAUAUACAGCAACAUUUGACAGAGAGAAUGGUGGUGGAUUCCUAACAGAUCACUUUCCUAGAGCUACCAAGGCCAUUUGGUAUUUCGAAGGGAUAUAUGCCUACUCACCUCAUAUUCCAGGGGUCAGGUUUCCUGGUUUGACCCACCCUGGGAUAAUAGGAACAGCACCUUCAAAAGAAUUACUACAUAUAUGGAAUGAUAGGGAGAGAAAACUUCAAGAAAGUGGUCCUCAAUCACUGAAAUUAUGUGAGGUUUUGCAUUCAAGGCCUCUCGCAAACCUACCAUUGGCAAAAGGGUGUGUUCUUGGCAAGAUUCAAGAAGGGACACCAGAAUGGGAAAGAGUUGCUCUAGAGGCUGCUAGGACUAUUCCUGGAAGAGAAAAUGGAGGAAACUGUGAUAUCAAAAAUCUAAGUAGAGGUUCAAAAAUCUAUCUUCCUGUGUUCGUAGAAGGUGCGAAUCUCAGCACUGGGGACAUGCACUUCUCUCAGGGUGAUGGAGAGGUGGCCUUCUGUGGUGCAAUAGAGAUGAGUGGUUUUCUUGAGCUCAAGUGUGAAAUCAUAAGAAAUGGCAUGCAAGAGUACCUCACUCCGAUGGGGCCCACUCUACUGCAUGUAAACCCCAUAUUUGAGAUAGGGCCAGUAGAGCCAAGGUUCUCAGAUUGGUUAGUUUUCGAGGGAAUCAGUGUCGAUGAGAGUGGACACCAACACUACCUCGAUGUCAGUGUAUCCUACAAACGUGCAGUGCUAAACGCAAUUGAUUACCUAUCAAAGUUUGGCUACUCUAAGGAGCAGGUCUAUCUCUUACUCUCAUGCUGCCCUUGCGAGGGCAGGAUCUCAGGUAUAGUUGAUUCCCCUAAUGCUGUUGCAACACUAGCAAUUCCCACUGCCAUUUUCGAUCAGAAGCAAUGAACUUCACAUGCAGGACAUUCGUCCAAAAACCAACACAACUCCAGUACACCAGCGGCUAGGAAGGAAUCCCGGACUCCCACAGUGUACUUAUGAUGGAGACUUGCCAACCACUAUAAACCCGUGUUCUACAAUUUCACACUAGCAGCUGGCUAUACGCAGACACGCAGUGAGCAUACUUUUUAACAUGUACUUGCACAAAAUAAAUGUGUGAUAAACUGAAAGGCACCAAUUCAAAUGCAUUUUGC